AUGAAGUUCGCUACCGUCGCCGUAACGUUGGCCUCGACGGCCGCUGCUAUCGAGUGGCUCCCCAUCGUCCCCCUUCACGCCCGACAGGAGACUCCCGGCCCCAAGUUUGAGUGUCACGAGGAUUGCGGCUAUGCUAUCCUCGGUGCCGAUUUGGAGGGCUACUGCGACAAUUCGACAUGGGUCCAGCUUUUCGACGGAUGCUUGGACUGCGCUCUCGAGUUCGACAUCUGGAAACACUACGGCACCAGUGUGACUGAGGCUGCCGAGGAAUGCAACCUAGACGCGACACCUGUCGCUGCUUCCAACGAGACGGCGAGCGCAACCCCUACAGCAGAGCCGACUGCCGACUCGACAUCCACAGCUACCCCGACUGUCUCGGGAGAGUCGGCCACUUCUACCACCGAAGCCAGCGGUGCCGGCUUCAACCAGCCCGCGACGCUCGUCGUCGCCUUGGCGGCUAUGUUGGCUGCCACCCAGCUCAUGUAA
Molecule: messenger RNA, 486 nt
Organism: Colletotrichum higginsianum IMI 349063
Lineage: Eukaryota; Fungi; Ascomycota; Sordariomycetes; Glomerellales; Glomerellaceae
Exons: 3
Coding region: 1-486 (161 amino acids)
Source: RefSeq, a predicted model, not a curated record